GGUCUCCGUGUGAGUCGCGCGCCUUCCUGCCGCUAAGAUGGCGGCCGAGCACCCAGAGCCUCCCAAGGGGGAGUUGCAGCUGCCGCCGCCGCCGCCGCCGCCAGGGCACUAUGGCUCCUGGGCUGCCCAGGAGCUGCAGGCCAAGCUGGCAGAGAUCGGAGCGCCGAUCCAGGGGAGCCGCGAGGAGCUGGUGGAGCGACUGCAGACCUACACGCGCCAGACCGGCAUGGUGCUGAAUCGGCCGGUUCUGAGACGGGACGAUGGGGACAAGGCGGCUCCCCCUCCCAUGUCGGCGCAGCUCUCCGGCAUUCCCAUGCCACCGCCACCCAUGGGACUCCCUCCUCUUCAGCCGCCGCCUCCUCCACCUCCACCUCCACCGGGCCUCGGCCUCGGCUUCCCCAUGGCUGGAGGACCCCACCCCCCCACCUUGGGGCCGCCUCCUCCCCUCCGAGUGGGCGAGCCCGCGGGGCUGUCCGAGGAGGAACGGCUGAAGCUGGCGCAGCAGCAGGCGGCAUUGCUGAUGCAACAAGAGGAGCGUGCCAAGCGGGCAGCUGUGAUGCUGGAGCAGGAGAGGCAGCAGGAGAUGGUCAAGAUGGGCACCCCGGUGCCUCGGCCCCCACAGGACAUGGGCCAGAUGGGCGUUCGCACUCCUCUGGGUCCUCGAGUGGCUGCUCCGGUGGUCCCCACACCCACUGUUUUGCCCAUGGGGGCCCCUGUUCCCCGACCUCGUGGCCCCCCACCACCCCCUGGAGAAGAAAACCGAGAGCUGGACGACCCCUCUGUGGGCCCCAAGAUCCCCCAGGCCUUGGAGAAGAUCCUGCAGCUGAAGGAGAGCCGCCAGGAAGAAAUGAACUCUCUCCAGGAGGACGAGGAGAUGGAGACAGACGCUCGCUUGUCCCUGGGCCAGCCAACUUCCGAGACCGAGGAUGACAGCGGGUCCAUGUCCAAGAAAGAGAAAAACCGGAAGCGUCGGAACCGCAAGAAGAAGAAAAAGCCCCAGCGGGUGCGGGGCACGUCGUCUGAGAGCUCUGGGGACCGGGAGAAAGAUUCAACCCGCCCCCGCGGAUCGGACGUCCCUGCUGCUGCCGCCGCGGCCAGCGCCGACGUGGAAAUCGAGUACGUGACUGAGGAGCCGGAGAUUUAUGAGCCCAACUUCAUCUUCUUCAAGAGGAUUUUUGAGGCUUUCAAGCUCACGGACGACGUGAAGAAGGAGAAGGAGAAGGAGCCCGAGAAGCCGGACAAGCUGGAGAGCUCCAUGGUCCCCAAGAAGAAGGGCUUCGAGGAGGAGCCCAAGGACAGCGACGACGACAGCAGCGACGACGAGCAGGAGAAGAAGCCGGAGGCCCCCAAGCUGUCCAAGAAGAAGCUGCGUCGCAUGAAUCGCUUCACGGUGGCCGAGCUCAAGCAGCUGGUGGCACGGCCCGAUGUCGUGGAGAUGCAUGACGUGACGGCUCAGGACCCCAAGCUCCUGGUGCACCUCAAGGCGACGCGCAACUCUGUGCCGGUGCCGCGCCACUGGUGCUUCAAGCGCAAGUACCUGCAGGGCAAGCGGGGCAUCGAGAAGCCGCCCUUCGAGCUGCCGGACUUCAUCAAGCGCACGGGCAUCCAGGAGAUGCGAGAGGCCCUGCAGGAGAAGGAAGAGCAGAAGACCAUGAAAUCCAAGAUGCGCGAGAAGGUCCGGCCCAAGAUGGGCAAGAUCGACAUUGACUACCAGAAGCUGCACGACGCCUUCUUUAAGUGGCAGACCAAGCCGAAGCUGACUAUUCAUGGGGACCUCUACUAUGAGGGGAAGGAGUUUGAGACGCGGCUGAAGGAGAAGAAGCCAGGAGAUUUGUCAGAUGAGCUGAGGAUCUCCCUGGGGAUGCCAGUCGGACCAAAUGCCCACAAGGUCCCUCCCCCGUGGCUGAUUGCCAUGCAGCGAUACGGACCACCCCCGUCGUACCCCAACCUGAAGAUCCCGGGCCUGAACUCGCCCAUCCCUGAGAGUUGCUCCUUUGGGUACCAUGCCGGCGGCUGGGGCAAGCCGCCCGUCGAUGAGACUGGGAAGCCGCUGUACGGGGACGUGUUUGGCACCAACGCUGCGGAAUUUCAGACCAAAACGGAGGAGGAAGAGAUUGACCGGACCCCCUGGGGGGAGCUGGAGCCCUCGGAUGAGGAGUCUUCAGAAGAGGAGGAAGAGGAGGAGAGUGAUGAAGAUAAGCCAGAUGAAACAGGCUUCAUCACCCCUGCAGACAGCGGUCUCAUCACUCCCGGAGGCUUCUCGUCAGUCCCAGCUGGCAUGGAGACACCAGAGCUCAUUGAGCUGAGGAAGAAGAAGAUCGAGGAGGCCAUGGACGGGAGUGAGACCCCUCAGCUGUUCACUGUGUUGCCUGAGAAGAGAAUGGCCACUGUUGGGGGAGCCAUGAUGGGCUCGACCCACAUCUACGACAUGUCCACUGUGAUGAGCCGCAAGGGCCCGGCACCGGAAUUGCAAGGGGUGGAAGUGGCCCUGGCACCCGAAGAGUUGGAGUUGGAUCCCAUGGCCAUGACCCAGAAAUACGAGGAACAUGUGCGGGAGCAGCAGGCCCAAGUGGAGAAGGAAGACUUCAGCGACAUGGUGGCUGAGCAUGCUGCCAAACAGAAGCAAAAGAAGCGGAAAGCCCAGCCUCAGGACAGCCGUGGGGGCAGCAAGAAAUACAAGGAGUUCAAAUUUUAGAUUCCACCUCCCCACAUCCAGCUCUCCUUUAGGCCCUCUCCCUGGACGCGUGGCCAUCGUCCUUCACACAUGUGGUCCAGGAACCAGCCCACCUGUGCUUUGCCCAGGGCUCCGACUUUCAUGUUCUUCUUUCUUCUUUAUUUUGUAAAUAAAGCCUGUUUCCCAAGGAAA
Messenger RNA from Echinops telfairi (small Madagascar hedgehog), 2866 nucleotides. It is a transcript of the gene SF3B2, whose product is annotated as splicing factor 3b subunit 2. NCBI's taxonomy places the organism in Eukaryota, Metazoa, Chordata, Mammalia, Afrosoricida, Tenrecidae. Gene Ontology annotation, cellular component: precatalytic spliceosome; U2 snRNP; nucleus. Gene Ontology annotation, biological process: mRNA splicing, via spliceosome. The record is from RefSeq and is a predicted model, not a curated record. Bases 38 to 2695 code for a protein of 885 amino acids. The transcript has 21 exons.